AUGACAGCCGACAAGAGCACCAUUUACCGGUCGUGCUAUCCUUCCAGAAAGGCCAUCUCUAUGUACACAUCCCUCAACACCCCCUUCCUUAUCCCCGUCCCCAACAAAGAUCCUGCACCUCCAGCCAUCUGGGGACUCAUCUCACUCGGCGACGGAAAAUUACAGCUCUACAACCUCACCGGAGGGACCACCUUCAACACUCCCAAGAUCUUCCAAACAAAUCGCCCAUACACCUUGUUUCCAACCACCGUCGAAGACCCGCAACACCCACCCGUCACAAAAUCAACAACCUUCGGGAUGCUCCUGGGCGUCGCAGCGUUUGGAUUACUGAUGUCCGUCUAUGGGAUGUUUGUCUACCGCCGCAGCCGGCGUACCGAAUCUUUGAUGGCCGUAAAGGGCGGAGUUAACAGACAGGCGUAUGGAGAGGAUGGGUGUGAUAGUUUGCCGAGGUACACUCCUCGCGAGCACCCCGCUGAUCUUUCCGGGUUUUUUGUGGGAAUGUUCCAUGGGCGGGCGACAAGGCAUCCGAGUUACAAGACUACGCUUUCGGUGAACUUGUCAAGGCCGGCGACUAGGGCGACUAUGUUGACGUUUCCUUCGACUUUUGCCGACUGA
This is a messenger RNA of Linnemannia hyalina, 615 nucleotides long. The record is from the annotation of a GenBank genome assembly. Lineage: Eukaryota; Fungi; Mortierellomycota; Mortierellomycetes; Mortierellales; Mortierellaceae.